AUUCGUAUAAUAUUUCGCUGAAAAGUAUUUUUACAAAAUAUGUAUAUGAUUUACAUAAGGUUUACUAUUUUGUCCCUUAGCUUGACUAGCAAAAGUGCAUACAACAAAAAGGGAACGCGCACUUCAUCCCUGGACGAUCGCUACGAGGAAUGUCUGCCAGAUCCCGCACUCGCCCCUGAAGAAAUCAUAGCGCAACUACUCACCGACGAUCAGAGUGCCAAGGUUGUCCAUAUUGGUGAUAUCACCAUGCGGGAAUCGUUACCAGAAGGGUUAUCGGUCAUUGAAUCUACCUUACAAGACCAGGACAAUGGAUUUGGAGAGAUGAAACUUCAAGAACUCGGCGAAUUUCUCGGAUCGUCUCCGAAUGAAUCAGCUUCGAAAGAUACCCACAAUGACUCGGGUAUCGAGCAGGACACCACUGGAUCGGGAUUGGAAGAUCUCCCACGAGUUAUUGAUCGAACCAUUCGUGAAGCGACGAUCGACGAAUCCCACAUGGGCAGUACUUCAAUGGCCAUGAUAGAUAUGCCCAUUGCAAGCACCAGCGCUGCACAAUUACAGGAGGUUGAUAUGACUACGCUGACCAAUUUGUUUACACACCCAGAUACAGAACAUCAUGAGAAAACUUUGGAAAUUUCAAGAACUCCAGAUGAUGUUCCAGAGCCAAUCACACCGAAGAAAUCAAACUCUCAACCAUUUACGAUUAUCGCUCCAGAAGAUUCCGGAAUUGCAACAACCCUGUCCUCGACAAAGAACAAGAAAUCUCAGCGCCGACGCACAAUUGUUGAUCAGAAAACCAAAUUGGAUUCCGAGGGAAUGAAACGUUCUAUAGAGAAUUGUUCCUCGACCCAGCGAUGCAAGAACCCUCGAUUCGAUAUCGUUCCUCUGGAGCAGGUACGACAUCCCUUCGACAAUGCGGUUACGAUUCUUCAACAUCCCGUUCGAAGCAUGCGAUCUUCGGUGUUGCCGGCUUUGUUCACGCGUAACGCCCGAAAGCGAACCGCGGAUGUUGAAGAUCUACUACUUAAAGAAUGGCGCGGAGAUCUUGAACUACCAGCGAAAAGAAAGAGAUCUUUAAAAGAAUCGACCAGAACACCAGUGACUCCACCAGCACCAGUAGCGCAAUCGUCGCCGGUAGAUGUGUCCAUGAACUGCACCAACCUGACAGACCAAGAGCAGACCAUCGAGAUCCUUCCUUUGCCGUUGCAACAGGAUAUUGCUAUCUUCGAGCAGACAGAUGCUAGAAACAUCAACGUACAACUGACGGAAAAUAGCGUUACAAUAGGGCCAGAGCGAGAAAUUGAUGAAACGAAUCUGAUCACUCUGCUUACGGACCUGUGGAGUAAAGGUCGAGGUCCGAUUACCAUGAAAUUGCUGGAAGGCGGAUUUUCUAGUAAGUUAGAAGCUGCCACGUGCUUUUCGACGAUUUUGGCUCUCAUCGCAAAGCGGAAACUUAGAGUCAGCAAACACGAAUCGAACGAAAUUGCCGACAUCCUGCCUUAUUCUUAAAUUAUUCAUGUUCAUUGGAUAUGGACUGUCAUCCGCCAGAAUUGCUAAAUUAUUUCG
Aedes albopictus (Asian tiger mosquito) is the source of this 1563-nucleotide messenger RNA. RefSeq lists its product as uncharacterized. The transcript has 5 exons. Bases 40 to 1506 code for a protein of 488 amino acids. The record is from RefSeq and is a predicted model, not a curated record. Lineage: Eukaryota; Metazoa; Arthropoda; Insecta; Diptera; Culicidae.